GGGCGGUCCGGCCGUGGGUGAGCGCGGGCGCGCACUCGGGCGGUGCGCGGAGCGGGCGGUGCGCGGAGCGGGCGGUGCCGGCGCGGCGUCCCCGGGCCGGGGCUGAUUUCACGCAGUUGCCUGUGACAGCUCCUAUUGAGUAAACUGAGACUGGAACAUCUUGUAUCAGCUCUUGUACCUGUACCUGCCACGAUGAGAAGUUGCAUAAGAUCUUUUUGGAUCCCUGUCUAGCUGAUCCAUGUUUCCAAAUUCUCUCUUGUAACAUUCUCAAGCAGCCAAAAUGAAGUUGAAGCAUAACAUCAACCCUGUUCUUCUACAGUUCAUAAACUUUAUCGUCCUGGUGUAUUCCCUUAUAACGUACAUUCCGUGGUACAUACUUUCAGGAUCAAAGCAGGCUAUAGCAAAAGCCAAGCAGGUUAAAGCCAGACCUGUGAAUAACAAGCCUGGGGGUGCAUACAGAUCUGUUAACAGUCUGCAUUGCUUAGCUUCAGUUUUAUAUCCUGGAUGUGAUACACUCGACAAAGUUUUUAAAUAUGCUAAAACUAAAUAUAAGGACAAAAAACUCUUGGGAACACGGGAAAUCCUAAAAGAGGAAGAUGAAAUCCAGCCAUCAGGAAAAGUUUUUAAAAAGGUCAUCCUUGGCAAGUACACCUGGCUUUCUUAUGAAGAUGUGUACAUUAAAGCUGUUAAUUUUGGAAACGGCUUAGCAGUCUUGGGUCAGCAGCCAAAGACUAACAUUGCCAUCUUCUGUGAGACCAGAGCCGAGUGGAUGAUUGCAGCCCAGGCCUGCUUUAUGUGCAACUACCAGCUUGUUACUCUGUAUGCCACUCUGGGAGGCCCAGCAAUAGUUCAUGGGCUGAAUGAAACAGAGGUGACCACCAUCAUUACUAGUAAAGAAUUGAUGCAAACAAAAUUGAAGGAAAUUGUUUCUCAAGUUCCACUGCUGCAACACAUAAUUACAGUGGAUGGCAAACCCACAACGUGGUCAGAGUUCCCCAAGGGUGUCAUUGUUCACACCAUGGCAUCUGUGCAAGCCAUGGGGGCCAAGGCAGACACUGGAAACAAACAGCCAUCCAGGCCUGUGCCCUCGGAUAUUGCAGUGAUCAUGUACACAAGUGGAUCUACAGGAAUUCCCAAAGGAGUUAUGAUCUCCCAUUGCAACAUAAUUGCUGGGAUAACUGGAAUGGCUGAGAGGAUCCCAAAUCUGGGGGAAAAGGACAUUUAUAUUGGGUACCUGCCUCUUGCCCAUGUUCUGGAGCUGAGUGCUGAGCUUGUGUGUCUGUCUCACGGGUGCCGCAUCGGUUACUCUUCCCCUCAGACCCUGGCUGACCAGUCCUCUAAAAUAAAGAAAGGAAGCAAAGGGGAUGUUACCACACUUAAGCCAACUCUAAUGGCAGCUGUUCCGGAAAUCAUGGAUCGAAUCUACAAAAACGUCAUGAAUAAAGUGAAUGAAAUGACCAGUUUCCAGCGGAAUCUAUUUAUAUUGGCCUACAACUACAAAAUGGAACAGAUUUCCAAAGGUUACACUACCCCACUCUGUGAUAGCCUUAUCUUCCGCAAGGUGCGGAUGCUGCUGGGCGGGAAGAUCCGCCUCCUGCUGUGCGGCGGCGCCCCGCUGUCGGCGGCCACGCAGCGCUUCAUGAACAUCUGCUUCUGCUGCCCUGUGGGGCAGGGCUACGGCCUCACCGAGUCGGCUGGGGCUGGCACCAUCAUGGAAGUUUGGGACUACACUACAGGAAGAGUGGGAGCACCUUUGGUCUGUUGUGAAAUCAAGUUAAUGAACUGGGAAGAAGGUGGAUAUUACAACACUGAUAAACCAUAUCCUAGAGGUGAGAUCCUUAUUGGAGGGCAGAAUGUGACUGUGGGCUACUACAAAAAUGAAGCACGAACCAGAAAAGAUUUCACUGUUGAUGAGAAUGGGCAGAGGUGGCUCCAUACUGGAGACAUUGGAGAGUUUCAUCAUGAUGGGUGUCUAAAAAUUAUUGAUCGCAAAAAGGAUCUUGUAAAACUGCAGGCAGGAGAAUAUGUUUCUCUUGGCAAAGUAGAAGCAGCUCUGAAGAAUCUCCCACUGGUAGAUAAUAUUUGUGCAUAUGCAAGCAGUUUCCAUUCUUAUGUCAUUGGAUUUGUUGUGCCAAAUCAAAAGGAGCUCGCAGAACUAGCCCGAAAAAAAGGAUUCAAAGGAAGCUGGGAAGAGAUCUGUAACAGUCCUGAGAUGGAAAAAGAGGUACUGAAGGUGCUAGCUGAGGCUGCCAUGGCAGCGAAUCUGGAGAAGUUUGAAAUACCAGUAAAAAUCCGUUUGAGCCCUGAUCCUUGGACCCCAGAGACUGGUUUGGUGACAGAUGCGUUCAAACUAAAACGCAAAGAGCUCACGGCGUUCUAUCAAAUGGACAUUGAUCGAAUGUAUGGCAAAAACGUAAAAUAAUCCUCCUCUGCACCACUUUGCUACGAUGAGCUUGGAUCAAAUAGGAAAUACUUGAAUUGCCUGUCUCAACUCAAUGCUUGAGAUCAACACACAAAACCACCAUUCCUCAUUUCCAGCUUAAACUGUUCUUUCUAAUGGCAUCACCAUGAUGACUGUCACGUUUAGUAAAAUGUUAUGGCAGCAAACUUGUGUCUGUCUCCUUUUUUCCAGUUUUCUCUGCUACCUUGUCAGUCUGUGGAUUUUCCCAGGUCUUUUUGGGAAACCAUGAUUCUGAAGCCUCAAGUUUUUAAACAUUUAUAAAUCCUGUAUAAUGUUUUAUUUGUAUCUUUAAAAUUUGGAUGUAUAUAGAGAGAACUUGGCUAUGUAAGAAAUGGUUAUACUGGGGGCCUUUUUUUACCUAAUUAUUUAAAGAUAAGAAGGUAUUGAUGUUGUGACAUUAUGUACAUUGAAAAUGCUUGUAACAAGGUAAUUGUUGAACAGAGGACCAGGUUAUUUGCUGCUGUGCUAUUUUUCUGUGUAAAUCUGAGAGAGAAAAUGUUUGACAUUCCAGCUUGUGUAAUACACCUUCAAUAUGUGCCUAAUGGUUACUUUUAUUUUUAUCUGAAAAUGGAAGGAUGGUCAUGGCACAGCUCUGCCUCAAGGCAGGUACUCUUGCAGGUGUUAGUUAAAGCUCCUUUAAUACAGAAGAUGCUAUUAACACAGCAGAAGUUAAACCUAAGAAUAAUCUCUCAGAUGCAGAAACUCCUUUUUUAAAUAACUCGUGACCAUUUCAUCCAGAGUUGAAUUGUGUAGUGCUAAUGUGAACUCUUAUCAUUAAUUUUUCCUAACACUUUACAAGCUUGACAGUGUUCUUUUAGCAGAGGGACUGUAGCAAUCUUUGUCUUUUCUCAUUAGGUUUGGACAUUACACUGGGUUUGCUCUUUUGUUGUUUGUGAAGGUUUGACAAGACCCUUGCUCUGCCCUAGCUGCAACCCACAUCUUCCUGGGGGGGAUUUUUAAAGUCAUAAUGACAGUUAUGUUCUCAGCUCACACAGUGCCUAGCUGCCCUUUGUGCCAUUAAAAAUCUCCCUUUGAUUCUCUGUUCUUUUGUGCAGUACUUUUUGCUUUAAAAACAGAUAUUUGAAGCAUUUGUCAGAGUUAUUUAUGUUGCUUGGUUUGUUACACCCAACUCUUACUUUGGGAAGGAGUCUUAAUUUCUGUUUCAGUAGAGAUUCAGGGAUAUCGUUUGAAAAAACAUGGGGGCUCUUCUUCAGUGAGAGUGUUCAGAUUUUUUUCAGAUGUGAAUUUUCUUUUCAAAGUAUUUCUGGAAAGAAUAAUCAGGGUUACAUGAGAAUGUGAAACGGCAUGCAUCAGUCAAUGUUGUGAUGGAGUAAAUAUUAAAAUGGCUUUAAUUUGGAGAUUACUCUCGUGUAUCAUUUACUUGUAGUAAUAAAACUCAAGGUCCUGAUGCUCACUCUAGUCCCCUGCUAUGGCAGCACAUAGCAAUGCUGAGGGGCAGAAGCUUAGUUUGGGAGAGGGAGUUCCUGCUGUUUGUCUUUGUGACAUGAGGUUUUGGGAGGUCUUUGAUAUGCAAAUUCUCAUGCUAUAAACCUCUGAAGUAUUUUUUUUUAAUUUAUGCUCUCCCUUGAUUAUCGAAAGCAGAUUCAUAGUAGUUGAAGGUUAUCAAGCAGGUUCCCUGUACUUGAGUUUUGAUGAAAUUAUGAGGUGGUCUAUGCUAAUUAAGGAUUUCUGCUGCUGCUGUCCACGAAAAACUGUUAACAUUUGGUAAAUUUUGGUGUAAGUAAUCAAAUGGAAACAGAAGCAACAAAAAGAAAUUGGGACCAUAUAUUUUUGAGAUUACUGCCUUUAGAUAUCCAGAUCAUAAAUGAAAACCGUGUGGCAAAUAGAGAUAAGACAAAUGUUGAAAAAUGAUUGAAGAAUCCAGAUGUGGAAAAAUUGCCAAGGCUGUAGGGAAGUGUCACACCCUGUAUUAGACAUUACUAACACUUAAAUUUGUAUCUGUGCUCCCUCAACAGGUUCUUAAAUAGAACUCAACACAGCCUGUACAUUGUUCAAAUAUUUUUGUGAUUUUUAGUGAAAAUUAAUAAAUUGCUGAAGUACUAUGUAUAUCACUUGGUGCAUUGUGUAGCAGAUUUAAGAAAAUCUGCUUUUGGUUAAACAAAUCUGAAGUUAGUAUUUUGUUCUGCUAAGGGUUUGAAUUCCCUUUGGAGAAGCUGCAUAAAUGAAACUUUUAAAAUGGUUUGGAAAUAGUAGUUUUAAAUUUUUUUUACUAAUCCAGUCACAAGAUGGGGUUGCAGUCUAACUGUGCAUUUGAUUUUAUAGUUCAGGUUUGUUUAUGUUUAAAAUGGCUGUGAUAUAUGUAGUUCCUCCUUCAAUAGGCAUCAGAUUCAUUGUGGACAUUUAUUCUACAGAAUGUGAAAACAAAGCAGUUCAUUACAUUUAGUCUCAGCACUGGAGAUAGAAAGACUUUUAAAAAUCUUUGUGAUGAGUAUUGGUUUUUUUCUUUGAUUUAUAACAAAAGACAGACUCAACUACUGCUGGAUUGUGAGUACUUCCAAGUCCCAUUGAGGCCUCUUGUCCUGUGGGUGCUGGGCAGUGACGGGGUCUGUAAUGGGAUGUCCAGUCAGGCUGCAGUUCAGGUGUGGGCCUCCCUCCCUCCCCUGGUCCUGGUCCUGCGGGCUGCCAGGUCCUUCUGGCUGCCACCCUGUGCUCUUGCAUUGCUGAGCACAAGGACAACUUCAGAGGGAUUUGUUCCAACCCUGCAGAGGUGCACUGCUUGCCAGCUGGGAAUCUCCCUCCAUUUUUUCUUUUUUUUUUUUGGUUUGUCUUCCCAUGCCCUGUGUCACAAGAACAAAAGUUCCUGCUGGCGUGCACUGCACGUGUCCCAAAGGCUGUGGGCAACUGUACAGGAACUGAGAAGUGCAUGUUUGGAAGGAAUGGUCUCUGUCACGUGUGGAUCUUGUAAUGCAAAGAGCCGUAACUAAACAAUCUGAGUUCAAACUAAGAGCAAGGGGCAUAUACCUCACCUGAAGGGCCCCCAAAAGAGGGGUAUUUUUAACAAAACUUUUGUAAAUACAAACUUACCAGGUCUCUGAAUCAUUGGAAGUUGUAACUACUUACUCUGUUGUGAAAAUCCAUGUAUUUCAUUAUUAAAAUGGUUGACCAAGAAAUUCCAGGGAUGCUGUGAAUAUCCUUUAAGUUCCACAAUUCUUUAAAAAAAUUUCAGGACUUCAGGCUAUCAUUCAAGCUAGAUGUGUUGUUUGCAGAGCAUGGUGUUUCUGGACUAGGUGAGAAAUUCAAAAGUUAUGUGUCAGAAAAGACAGUGCAAGUUUGCUGCUGCUGCAGGUCUCAGAGGCAGGAGCACACCUCAGUGGGGAGCUGUGGCUGAGCGCUGAAAGAUUCUGCUGACAUGGAAGUGAAGAGCAAUGUGUGACUGGAGCUAAGAACGUAACGCAUACCUACAUCCCACUGCUUUACAGACAGGAUGCAGAGAAGGGUAUGGAACCAAAACCACAGAUUAGGAACACCCCGUAAAGCUCGUAAAGUUAUGCAGGAAUUGCUAUAGGACAUAAAACUCCUUUGCAAUAACCUUUGUCCUGCUAAAAUUCACAAACUUUUUAUUCUGUACUAAAACUACAUUUAGGCGAUGCAAUGCAGCAUUUUUAAUUUUUAUUACUGUGGUGUAUUACUUUGGAUGCAGUAUAAAAUGGUGUACAUCUGUUUCUUUACUGGCAAGAGGAACAAUUUUCAACUUGCCUACACCUUGGACCAGGCUGAAAUGUUAAUUGAAUGACCAGUUGUAUAUUGUUGUAAUGGGUUAUUUAAUGUAAACUCAUUUUCAGUGUGAUCUUGGUUGUUACUAUGAAAUGCCUGAACAUUGUAUAUCCUAAUUGAGUUAUAUUGUAUGAAUUAUUUAUUUGUAAUUGGAUAUCAUGUUUCAAAAAUAAAACUAAUUUCACAAA
Messenger RNA from Corvus hawaiiensis (hawaiian crow), 6384 nucleotides. It is a transcript of the gene ACSL3, whose product is annotated as acyl-CoA synthetase long chain family member 3. The transcript is spliced from 16 exons. Gene Ontology annotation, cellular component: endoplasmic reticulum; lipid droplet; plasma membrane. Gene Ontology annotation, biological process: neuron differentiation; long-chain fatty-acyl-CoA metabolic process; long-chain fatty acid metabolic process. Lineage: Eukaryota; Metazoa; Chordata; Aves; Passeriformes; Corvidae. The coding region runs from base 281 to 2422 and encodes 713 amino acids. The record is from RefSeq and is a predicted model, not a curated record. Gene Ontology annotation, molecular function: long-chain fatty acid-CoA ligase activity.